UGUUUCGUAUUUCCUGCCAUCUGCCUUUUCACUGUUAUCUUUUCUCUUUUAUUUGAUCCUGUACAGCUUGUUUCACCCUCUUUCCACCCCAACUCUCUCUCUCUCUCUCUCUCUCUCUCUCCCACAGUGUCACUGUAUGUCGAUUAACCAGUCAUGGCAGUGACAUGUGGAAUUUUUCAUUACCUCGCCCCAGGGGCACCAUGCUGUCUGUGCCUGUGUAUCAUGCUGCUUUUUUUCCACUCCUGCCUUCUCUCUCUCUCACACACACACACACACACUCAUUCUCUUUCUCUCGCUCUCUCUCUCUGUGGUAUUAUUCUGAGUCAGCCGCUGGAGAGCUGUGGUUUGUUGUUUGUUGUCCAGCCAGCUGUAUGGGGCAGCAGUAGUGACUGAUCUCCUCUCCAUGGCCUGUCGUCCCUCCGGCUCUGGCUCCUACACCGUGGUCAUCAUCCCCCUCAGGACCAGCCUCUGCAGCCUGGACGCACUUCGCUUCUACCUAUGGAUUAAGCGUCUGAAGGAUCUCGAGAAGGAGAAGGACGCUCUGUGCUCUGGUCUGGAGAUCCUGGAGAAGACUCGCCUCUGGUACCUCCAGCGGCUGGAGGAGAACAGGGUCAGGCAGGACCGCAUCGAGGCUAAAAGCGGGGUCGGCUGCAGCUCGGAAGGUGCAGCAGAGGCUCGUUCUUGCCUCCUCAGGUCUCGUAUCCAGCGGGUGAACGGCUCUCUGGGCUCAGUGAUGAGCGAGCCCAACGUCACCGGCAGCAACAUCCCCUCUCUGCCUGAGGCUGUGGCAGACAGCGACCUCCGGUGGCACAACACAGUACUGACGCAGGAGGUGAGUGACAAGAAUCGACAGAUCUCCAUGCUGGAGCUGGAAAAAGACGCGCUCCUCGAACAGCUUGUCGAGCUGCAGGCCCACUGACUGCACAAACACACACUGUGCUGCAAACUUACAUUUAAUGUGACACACUUGCUUCCUUCUACCAACUUGUAAAUAUAUAUUUAAAUAAAUAAAUUACAUUCAGCGAUG
This is a messenger RNA of Chelmon rostratus (copperband butterflyfish), 1027 nucleotides long. RefSeq names its product suppressor APC domain containing 1 (gene sapcd1). The transcript has 4 exons. The record is from RefSeq and is a predicted model, not a curated record. The coding region runs from base 404 to 919 and encodes 171 amino acids. NCBI's taxonomy places the organism in Eukaryota, Metazoa, Chordata, Actinopteri, Chaetodontiformes, Chaetodontidae.